GUAGGGUUUUUUCUUUAGUGAAAAGCCUUCACUCUAGGACUGCAAACGUUUUCAUCUACAGGUGAAGAACGCUCCUUCCAUAUGAUGCACUGUUCCUCCAUUUAUUUCUGGAUUUGCCGUGACCUUUACGCAGGCUCCCAUUAGGACUUCAACCAUGUGUGGCUUCAAAGGGAAAAAGUGUGCAUCUCUAAUCCGAGGCUUGAUUCUGUGGCUUUUGUUGACAAACAUCAUGUUGGUGCUCUACUGCUUCACGAACCCGACUCAGGGGCAGAAUCAAGGGAAGAUCAGGAGCUCCAGGGAAGACACAUGUCCACUCAGCAUGGCGAAGUUUUCGAGGAAAAAUGUGACUGCGCCUUUUCAACGCACCAAAGCCCAGUCAGAGGAGUGCUCCCCUGCAGUUAAUGUCAUGUUCAUGAAGACCCAUAAAACUGCUAGCAGCACGAUACUCAACAUCAUAUUCAGAUUUGGAGAAAAGCACAAGCUCAAGUUUGCAUUCCCUGAAAGGCGCAAUGACUUCUUCUACCCGUCACCUUUCCUGUCCUCUCAGGUGAAGGAUUACAGGCCUGGAGACUGUUUCAAUAUUGUCUGUAACCACAUGCGCUUUGACCGGCAAGAAGUAGCCAAGCUUCUGCCUCCUGACGCCGUGUACAUCACCAUCCUACGUAACCCGGUGGAUCUCUUUGAGUCUUCCUUCCACUAUUACCACAGAAUGGUUCCUCUAACGUGGAGGAUCGGAGGAGAGAACAAACUGGUGGAGUUUCUUGACAAUCCUCAGACCUUCUACAGCCCAGAGGCUUACAACUCAUUCUAUCUUAAAAAUCUGCUCUUUUUUGAUUUUGGUCUUGAUAACAACGUUGAAGCUGAUGACCCUCGGGUCAUGAGUAGUAUUCACAGCUUAUCCACGUACUUUGAUUUGGUGCUCAUAGCAGAAUACUUUGAGGAGUCUCUAAUCCUGCUGAAGGAUAAACUCUGCUGGACCAUAGACGACAUUGUAUAUUUUAAACUAAAUGCUCGCAAAACCUCGUCUGUAUCUCAGUUGACUCCUGAGUACAGAGCCAAAGCUUUGGUGUGGAACAAGGCUGACUGGAGGCUUUAUCAGCACUUCAAUGCCACCUUCUGGGCCAAAGUAGAGUCAUAUGGGAGAGAGAGAAUGACACGAGAGGUGAACGAGCUGAGGAGAAGAAACGCAGAGAUGGAAUCCAUCUGUAUCGACGGAGGAAAUGCAGUCGAGGCCCAAAAGAUCCAGGACAGACGUUUCCAGCCCUGGCAGCCUGUUGGAGAGUCGUCCAUUCUGGGGUAUAACAUGAAGGAUAAUAUCAAUCCCCAAUUCAGAACGAUUUGUGAGAGAAUGCUCACGCCUGAAAUACAGUACUUAUCACACUUGGGCGUAAGUCUGUGGGUUACUCAACUAUGGGGUUGGUUAAAAGAUACGGUUUUUACAGUUUUUACUUGAAUUGACACAUUUGCGACAUGAUUCAUACAAAUUACAGUUUGCAAGUUUUCGCCUGGCUGUUACCUUAGACGAAUACCUCUUUGAAUGCAGUGAUUGUGUCACAACCAGGAAGGUCAUACCACUUGGAAUUUAUUCUUAAUACUGUAUAACGAUCAUCUGUUAGGUAUGAACACUCAUAUUUUUAUUUGUUGUGCCUAAAUUGGUAAAAUGUCUUUCUUCCUUUUGGUGAGAUUGGGGAUAUUGUGUGUGACAGCUACCAAUGAGCCAUCAGAUGUAGAAGUGUCGAUGUCAAAAGGACAGACAGGAAGUAUUAGUGUGCCAUCUGGAGGCUGUAGACUUAGGAGCAUUUUUUUUAUUAAGCUAAGCAU
Molecule: messenger RNA, 1821 nt
Organism: Solea solea (common sole)
Lineage: Eukaryota; Metazoa; Chordata; Actinopteri; Pleuronectiformes; Soleidae
Gene: gal3st1b
Product: galactose-3-O-sulfotransferase 1b
Exons: 3
Coding region: 155-1453 (432 amino acids)
Biological process (GO): galactosylceramide biosynthetic process; myelination
Cellular component (GO): membrane
Molecular function (GO): galactosylceramide sulfotransferase activity
Source: RefSeq, a predicted model, not a curated record